AUGUGUGAGAUUGGGAAAAGAAUGCCAAGUUCCCGAAGUCAAGCAGAGGAAGCGGAAAGCUCGCCGUAUGUACGUGGCCGAGUGGAACAGCUGGAGAGCAGCUACUCGGAGAUUCUAUCCUUGCUUCGAGACCGCAAGUCACUAUCUGAGGCCAAUGACACCUCCGCCAUGUCCAACUCAACGCCAUCCAAUACAUGCUCGCAGCUAUCACAGAGUCCAGAUCUGGUGUCGCCGCCAGGCUUCCAUUCAAGCCAGCCCGAGGCCGCCAGCAACUAUUUGCUGGAGAUACCUCCGGAGGAGUGUCAGAACUUGAUCAACGACUAUCGACGCAUGUCUUCACACAAUUUUCCCUAUGUCAUCAUCUCGGAAGCUUGUCCAGUCGCCUCAUUGAUCGAGGAAAGGCCAAUGCUUGCCCAAGCAGUCUUCAUUACUACGACCUGGCGGACACCAGCACGGCAAUCCGCAUUAAAAGACAAAUUCCUCAAGGACCUAGGAGAGAGAUAUUUUAACAAGUCGGAACGGUCCUUGGAUCUCCUUCAAGCAUUGAUUGUAUACUUUGGCUGGUGCCAUUGGCAUGCUCACCCCGUCGCGACCCAAGUCUACAGGCUAGCAUCACUCGUUGUAGCCCUAGCGGUAGAACUCGGCAUCGACCAGAAACCCAUGAACGUCACACAGCACGAUAUGAUUGUCGGCUCCAAUACUGUCCUCGCACAGACACACGAGGCCGUAUCGUCAAAGUUCUGGGGCUAUGAGGCCCGAAGAGCGUAUAUCGGAGCGUACACCAUCUCGACUUUUGGUUUAUUUAUGUUCAGAAAGCCCUGUAUGUUGACUUACACUCAAUAUCUCGAAGACUGUGCUUCCUCCCUGGCCGCAGACCCGCAACAUUCUUCGGAUACCACACUCAUUCAUAUGAUUCGCACCUUGCGCAUCGCCGAAGAGGUCACUUACUCCUUCGACCACGGAUCUAAAGAGAAAGUCGGUGAGCUCAGCGACGAGAAAAUCCAAAUUCUGGUCAGAGCGUUGUCAAGGCAGGUGGACGAAUGGAAAGUAUCGCUUCCACCAGGAGUCUUCAACAUUGGUCGUAUAAAACGCUCUUAUUACAGCGUUCGAGCAUACAUGCGCGAGGUCGGGCUUUAUGGCCUGCUCCAAGGCCAAGCGCCGUCCGUGGCCCGCGUGUCGAUCAUCUACGACUGCUUCAACUCCACCAUGAAAUACCUUUCGUCGGUCCUCGAGUGUCCCAUGGACGAGAUGGCCGACUGGACAGCUCUGGAUUGGCGCUCCCUGAAUUUCAUCAUCAUGCUGUCCACCAAAUCAUCCAUCAUUCUCGACUCGGCCUACGUUAGCACCGAGGCAUCCCAACGCGCUGCCUGGCUGGGGAAAUGUCUAGACACACUAUGCCUACGAGCCCAAGAACUUCACCGUCUCAAAACUGAGAGUUCCAGCUAUUUUCAGAAGAUCUCGACUGAGUGGGCCAACAUGAAGGUCUAUCAUCAGAACUGCCUCCAAAGAAGCCUUCCAUCUUCGACCGCAGCGAAUGGUGCCCAGAUGCCAACGCAACUGGCUACGCAGGAACACCAAACGUGCAAUGUUCCCUAUGUCGACAACGCCUUUGACCUGGACCCGUUCAACCAGCUGUUUUGGGCCGGAUUCGCCGACUCUGAGCCGGGCCUUGGUGGUGUUUUCCCAAUGUAA
This is a messenger RNA of Cladophialophora bantiana CBS 173.52, 1692 nucleotides long. RefSeq lists its product as uncharacterized. Gene Ontology annotation, cellular component: nucleus. NCBI's taxonomy places the organism in Eukaryota, Fungi, Ascomycota, Eurotiomycetes, Chaetothyriales, Herpotrichiellaceae. Gene Ontology annotation, molecular function: DNA-binding transcription factor activity, RNA polymerase II-specific; transcription cis-regulatory region binding. The record is from RefSeq and is a predicted model, not a curated record. The transcript has 5 exons. Gene Ontology annotation, biological process: regulation of DNA-templated transcription. Bases 1 to 1692 code for a protein of 563 amino acids.